Messenger RNA from Rotaria sp. Silwood1, 1083 nucleotides. The record is from the annotation of a GenBank genome assembly. NCBI's taxonomy places the organism in Eukaryota, Metazoa, Rotifera, Eurotatoria, Philodinida, Philodinidae.
AUGUUGCCAUGGAAAGACCACGUUCAACAAAAAGGUGAAGGCAUUCGUGAUGAAAAAGUAAAAGUAUUACGUUCUGUAGUACCAAUAAAAACUGAAGAUGUUAUCAUUGGACAAUAUUUUGGCGUACCAAAAGAUUCAACAACACCAAUAUAUGCGCAAGUUAUUCUCUCGAUUCAUAAUGAACGUUGGGCUGGUAUACCAUUUAUUCUUGGUGCAGCGGAUGUUUUACCAGAAUUAAUUAUUAAAUUAAUAGCACCAUUUUUUAUGCACAAAAUUUCAUAUAAUAUUCGUUUUGUUUUCAUUGUAUUAUUUGCUGCUAGUGCUUUGAUCAUUGUUGGUACUUCAAAAGUAAUUGCUUUAAGUUUAUUCGGUGUUGUUUGUGCAAGUAUCAGUGCAGGUGUUGGUGAAGUUACAAUGUUACAAUUAACAUCUUUUUAUGCAAAACAUACAGUCAGUGCAUGGUCAAGUGGUACAGGGGCUGCUGGCUUAUUUGGUGCUCUUUCCUAUACAGGACUAACUAGUCUACUUAAACUAAGUCCCAGAACUGCUAUACUUAUUUUACUUUUUAUACCUGUUCUCCUAGUUGUCAGUUACAUAAUGGUCGGAGCUAGUCAAGCUGUUGCAAGACAUCGUCAAUAUCAACAAAUGAGUGAACAAACUACUACUGAUGUUGAUACAGACAGUAAUGCUGAUGAAAAGAUAAUACAUGUAAAUGCAACAUUGAAAGAUUUUAGAAGUCGAAUUAAGCUAGUUAAACCAUUACUCAAGUAUAUGAUUCCAUUGACAAUUGUUUAUUUUGCUGAAUAUUUAAUCAAUCAAGGAUUGCUUACUAAUAUGGGUAUAUUUUUUGCUUGUGUCUAUCGCACGGCUUAUAUACCGAGUAUAUGGUUAGUUUUCGGUUUAGUCAUAUUUGAAGGUUUAAUUGGUGGUGGAGCUUAUGUCAAUACAUUUUACAAGAUAUCAAUUGAAAUUCCUAAACCUGAUCGUGAAUUUUCAAUGGGUGUCGCAUCUAUUGGUGAUUCAUUUGGAAUUACAUUUGCAGGUCUAUCAGCAAUUCCACUUCAUAAUGCCAUAUGUCGAUAA